Uranotaenia lowii is the source of this 879-nucleotide messenger RNA. Its product is annotated as caspase-3-like. The record is from RefSeq and is a predicted model, not a curated record. The coding region runs from base 19 to 879 and encodes 286 amino acids. The transcript is spliced from 4 exons. Lineage: Eukaryota; Metazoa; Arthropoda; Insecta; Diptera; Culicidae. Gene Ontology annotation, biological process: proteolysis; apoptotic process. Gene Ontology annotation, cellular component: cytoplasm.
UGAAUUUAAUUUGUUAAUAUGUUUGGUGGAACAUCUAGGAAAAACAUCACACGUUCAACGUCAAAUGUAACAACAGAAACUCGCAUGUGCUAUGAAAGACAAACUACCAUCGAAACACAUAGUUUUACUAGACAAAGUUUUGGAUAUAGAUCAUUACGUGUUUCUCCAAGGAGUUCCUUACAAAGUAUCAUCAAUGAUAAUACCCAACCAGGAACAUCCAACGGUACUUGGCCAAUGAGAUCUUUUCCUAUGAUCAAUCAAGAAGAGAACCGCAUGACAGAAAGCUACGAUUUGGGCAAGAAUGAUGCUUACGUACUGAUUGUUCACAACGAAAAGUUCAAAGACAAAAAAAUGCACCGUGAGGGCAACAGAACAGAUGUGGAACUUCUCAAAAACUUUUUUUCUAACUAUCGCACAAUCCCGAAACUCAAAGCUGAUCUUACGGUGAAAGACCUGAAAGAAAAGAUGAAGAAUAUCAGGAAAAAGAAUUUUUCCAAGUACUCAUGUUUGAUUGUGAUAAUAAUGAGCCACGGCGACACCAAUGGGCGUAUCUAUGCCUCUGAUGCAACUUAUGACUUCAAUAACGACGUGGUCGAGCAGAUUUUGUCGAACAAAACGCUCAAGGAUAAACCGAAAAUAUUUUUCAUCCAGGCGUGUAAGGGAAAUGCGCGAAUGGAAACUGACGGUACUCCGACUACAACUAACAAAAAUGAUGUUCUCAAAUGUUACAGCACUUAUGAAGGUACUUUAUUCUUCCGAGAUCGUAAGUUGGGAACUUUUUUUAUUCAGGAACUAUUUAAAUUGCUCGACAAAAAUCCUAAUACUGAAAUAAGGGAGGUGAUGAAUAUGUUAAGGAAAGGGUUCGCUUCUCUAAAGUAA